Molecule: messenger RNA, 825 nt
Organism: Closterium sp. Yama58-4
Lineage: Eukaryota; Viridiplantae; Streptophyta; Zygnematophyceae; Desmidiales; Closteriaceae
Source: the annotation of a GenBank genome assembly
AUGUUCUGGGCUCUCUUCGUCGUCGGCCACGACUGUGGUCAUGGAAGCUUCUCGGACAGCCGCAGUCUCAACGACAUCGUUGGCCAUCUCAGCCACGCGUUCAUCCUCGUGCCUUACCACGGGUGGAGGAUAAGCCAUCGCACACACCACGCUAACCAUGGCCACGUCGAGAACGACGAGUCCUGGUAUCCGAUUACGAAGGAGGUUUACGAGCAAAUGGACCUUGGGUCCAAACUCGCGAGGUUCAAAUUCCCGUUUCCCCUCGUCGCCUUUCCGUUUUACCUGUGGUUGCGCACUCCAGGAAAGAAGGGAUCUCACUUCGACCCCAAGUGCGACCUGUUCACGGAGGCCGAAUACAACGACGUUGUCACCUCGGCAACGUGGUGGUGGGGCAUGGUCGCUCUCCUGGCCGCUCUUUCUGUCGCGUUCGGCCCCCUCGUCAUGUUCAAGCUCUACUUCAUGCCGUACUGGAUUAACGUGAUGUGGCUCGACUUGGUUACCUAUCUUCAUCACCAUGGCUACGAUAAGAAGGUCCCCUGGUACAGGGGCAAGGAAUGGUCAUACCUGAGGGGAGGCCUGUCAACUAUUGACAGAGACUAUGGAAUCUUCAACAAGAUUCAUCAUGACAUUGGAACUCACGUGGUGCAUCAUCUGUUCCCCCAAAUCCCCCAUUACAACCUGACAGAAGCGACGGCGGCUAUCAAACCCAUUCUUGGGAACUACUAUCGUGAACCAGAGCCAUGCAAGGGCCCCUUCCCCUUCCAUCUUCUGGAGCCUUUGGUAAAGUCAUUUGACGUCAGAGGCUUGAUCUACGAACCUGUUUGA